This is a messenger RNA of Amborella trichopoda, 2256 nucleotides long. RefSeq lists its product as uncharacterized. Lineage: Eukaryota; Viridiplantae; Streptophyta; Magnoliopsida; Amborellales; Amborellaceae. Gene Ontology annotation, cellular component: cytoplasm. Gene Ontology annotation, molecular function: protein binding. The record is from RefSeq and is a predicted model, not a curated record.
AAAAAGCACAUCUUCUGCCUUCUUCUCUCCUCUAAGAAUCUCGCGCUCCUCAAUUCACCCCCUUACUUUCUCUCUCUAAAUAAGCCUGCCUUUGUUAGAGAGAGAGAGGAGAAGCAAGAUGAUGCUCCGCCCUGAUGACUAUGCCCACAGCCCUGCGCACUACGCAGUGGCCCUUGGAGACCACUCUCGCCUCUCCCGUCUCAUCUCCCGCCUCCCCCGCCUCCGCGAACCGGCCGCGAUCCGCACCGAGGAUGAUUCCCUGGCGGAGGAGCGCGUUGCCGACAGCAUCUCCGCCGUCGUAGACCGCCGCGACGGCAUCCCCUCUCGCGACACGCCUCUUCACCUUGCUGUUCGCCUGGCGGACCCUGUCUCGGUGCGCAUGCUCCUGAACGCCGGAGCGGAUCCCUGUCUCCACAAUGCUGCCGGAUGGAGCGCCCUCCACGAUGCUGUCUGCUGCCACCGCCCCAUCGCGGCCCUUAUCCAGCGUCACCUUCCUGUGGCCGCCUGGUCCAAGUGGUGCCGCCGCCUGCCACGCUUGAUCGCCACCCUCCGCCGAAUGCGCGACUUCUAUAUGGAGAUUUCGUUCCGCUUCGAGAGCUCGCUGGUGCCCUUUGUUGCGCGUCUUGCCCCCUCGGACACCUACAGGCUGUGGAAGCGUGGGGCGGACCUCCGUGCCGACCUCUCUCUCACCGGAUUCGACGGCCUACGCUUUCAACGCUCCCCGCAGACUUUCCUCUUCCUUGGCGACUCUCCUUCAGCCUACAACCUCCCUGAAGGCUCACUUCUGGUGCUGUCUCAUGACGACGAGGACAUCAUCGACACAUUUGAGAAUGCAGGGGCGCCACUCCCAAAUGAUGAGGGCCCAUUCCGGCCUCCGAGCAGUGUGUUCCGGCCGGGGAUGGAUGUGACGGCAGCAGAGCUCGUCGGAAGGCUCAAUUGGCGGCGGCAAGAGAAGAUUGAAAUGGUUGGGGAGUGGAGGUCCAGAGUGUAUGAGGUCCAUAAUGUCCUCUUCAGUAUCAAAACCAGGAAGGUCGAUGAAGAUGUGGAUCCUUUGCUAGAUUCUCUGGAGCUCGAUGAGGAUGAAGACGGUUUCCUGGUGGCCGAGAACCCCUGCCUUUCCGGGGCUCAAAGACGGAGCAGCUUCGAAAAGGCAGACCUACACUCACUCCCAUCUUCUCGCCGUAACAGCAGCUUCGAAAAGGCAGACCUACACUCCCUCCCAUCCUCUCGUCGAAACAGCAGCUUCGAGGUGGCGAUGUUUAGCAGGGAAGACAAAGAAUGGGUUUCUUCGUCGUCGUCUCGGCGUAACAGUAGCUUUGAGGUGGGGCACUUUAGCAGGGAAGACAAGGAAUGGGUUGCUCACAUGAGGAGGAAGGGUUUGAAGGAGGAAGGGGAGGGCAGGAUGUCUUUUUCAGGCGUGAGCAGGAAGAGCAUGGAGAAGAAGGGGGAGAUGAGGGAGAGUGAGUACAAGAAGGGGUUGAGGCCUCUGGUUUGGCUCACUGAUCAGUUUCCACUGAAGACAGAGGAGUUGUUGCCUCUCUUGGACAUCUUAGCUAACAAGGUCAAGGCAGUUAGGCGCCUCAGGGAGUUGCUUACAACUAAGCUUCCUCCUGCUACAUUUCCUGUCAAGGUUGCCAUUCCUGUUGUACCAACUGUGAGGGUGGUGGUCACCUUCACUAAGUUUGAAGAUCUGCAGGGUUCAGACCGUUACUUUACACCGUUAUCGAGCCCUCGGUUAUUGCAAUGCAUUGAGGAAGAGGAAGAGGAAAAGAAAGAGGCCUGGGGACCACGAAGCCAGUGGGUGAAAUGGGGGGCUAAAGACCAUGGGACCAGCAACAGCAAACAUUCAUGGAGUCAUGGACCCGAGGAGGAGGACCCUUUUGCUAUCCCUGCUCACUAUCAAUGGACCACAAUGGAUUCUAAGAGAAACCUUAUGAAAGAGAAAAAGUCCAAGUCAAGGAAGGCAAAGUAACCCCCUCUUUUUUUUCUUUUUUUUUUUUUUUUUUUUUUUUCUUGGGUAAUUUAAUGGCGAUGACGAGUCCUACCCAUUUUUUAUUUUCUACGUCGUUAGUGGUUUUUUAAAGCAUUUCCUCCUAGUUCACAAGGUGAGGCCACGUAACCUCUCUUCUCUCACCUCUCUCUCUCUAUGUAUAGGGUAAACAAGGGGGCAAUUGUUGUGAUUUGUUUAUUUACCUCUUUGGCUGCUUGUGUUGAAUUUUGUGGGUAUUAGUACAGGGGAUUGGUUACAUUUGAUAA